Messenger RNA from Cicer arietinum (chickpea), 909 nucleotides. The record is from RefSeq and is a predicted model, not a curated record. NCBI's taxonomy places the organism in Eukaryota, Viridiplantae, Streptophyta, Magnoliopsida, Fabales, Fabaceae.
AUGGCUGCGAGAGCAUUUCUGUUGUUUUUGGUCGGUUUCACACUCUUCAGCGAUAAGAGUGCCUACGCAGGUGCAACUGCUCUUGCUUAUCUUUAUGACAAUCUUCGAGAAGCCAACAUGCAUCAAACCAGAACUGUUUCAGGGUAUCUGACACUUUUACAGGCAUGGGUCUGUGAGCAUUUUCCUACAUUAUGUAGAGAUUGUUGUAGACUUUCUGUUAGUUAUGUUGAAGACUAUCCUAGAGCACUUAAAUGGAAGCCUAAAAGGGAUAAGAGUUUGGUUCUUCCAUUUAGGAAAGCGCUUGAUGAGAUUGAUGUUGAUGAGGUCUGUUGGACACCAUAUGAGGACCAUCGACUGAAGCGGCCUUUUGAAAAUGUAUCUUUAUUUCAAGGGUGGAUACGUUGGGGUCCGAAGAUGUAUGCUCAUCUGCUAGACAGAGUAUUGCGGCAAUAUGGUCAUGUCCAAACCAUUUCUGGCUCACCGUUAGAGGUAGUAGGUCAUACGACCACACCAGAUGAAAUGGACAUUAUGUUUACGCAAUAUGCUGUGCAUGUAGUGGAUGAUGGCGCAGUUGUGCAGGGACAUGUAGUCUGCUCGAAUGUUUAUAUGGACUGGUUUCGCAGAAUUUCUCAUCCAUACAUCAUUCGUAGAGGACCAGUCCAUGAAGCUGAUGCAGAGCCUACUGAUCAUGCCACUCAUGCAGCUGAUGGCGGCGAUCCUGCUGAUGACACAGUUGACAUAACGCGUCGAGCAAUACAAAUUGCUGAAGUGCUGAUUGGCCGACAACUGAUAUUAUCUGAUGGCAUGCCACUCAUUAAUGAGUUAGUUUUGAUGCUGCGAAGUCAGAGGGGUGGUGGUAGAGAUUGGACGAACACAGUACCAUAUCGUAGAAGAAAUAGAAGGACUUAG